AUGUUGGAGUUAGAGAAGACUAGAUCAAGAAUGUUUCCAGAGCAGUUGAAGAUACGGUAUAGCUGGAAGAAUUUUAAGAAAGAGAAAGAAUCUAUGAUGAGAGAAGAUGAAGGGAAUAAGACUCCAGAGGCUGAAAGGCCGAACUUAUCGGAUGACCAAGAUACACCUGGCAAGUUAUAAUCACCAAGAAUAAUAAGCGAAAUGGGUUUGAGAGAUGUUAGGAGAUUUUCGACUGUGGUAAGGUGAGAUUCGUAUACAACUUCUUUCGAUUAUUUAGUUCAGCAUAGACACGGCGAAUUUUUUGUCUUGUCUUUCGAGAAAAGUUCGGUCGCGAGAAAGGUGAAUAGUGCUGUUGCGGUGGCUUCCUAACUUAGUGGAGCGUUUGCUGGUACUGUAAUCGCUAACAAAUUGGAAAGAGAGCUCUUUAGAAGGGAAUACCAUUUUUAAAGGCCAUGGUUUUUUCAGAAUGAGCAUUUACACGCCCCAUUCUAAAUAAUUUAGGAUUUCGGGGUAAAGACAUUGAAAAGGGCUGAAUAACUUCAUUGAUGCGCUUGAUAUCAUCAGAGAUUCUGGCAGUGGGCAGCAGUUGGGAAGAUUCCUAGACCCUAUUAGAUGACGAUAUUGGAUAUGCUUUUUUCGCGCUCAGACAAUUAUUGAAGUAAGUUGGGCACAUGGUUAACAUUAUCACUAGGUGAAAAGUUGGUCCCACUUGAUUCCAUGGUCACCACUCACUUUUUGAGAGAAGCUAGAUCAACAAGGAGUGAGAAAUUUUUAGACCUUAGUUCCCCCAACUGGGAUGUAAGCAGGUCAACAUUAGCUUUCAGCUCAUUGAAUUUAGAGUCGAGAGAAACAGACAAAUUCUUGCAGUGGGUCAAAGUAAAGUUCGGAGAUUUGGUAAUACCAGAAAUGGUACGACGAAAUUCUUCAGCUAAUAGAGGAAGAGAUGCAUUUUCAGUUGCAGGUGCAGAAGAUGUGGACCGAGUGGUAAUCUUAGCGGGAACCUUAGUGUCUGAAGAAUUAGGCGAAUUGACACUCAUAAUAAAAUAG
Molecule: messenger RNA, 1047 nt
Organism: Cinara cedri
Lineage: Eukaryota; Metazoa; Arthropoda; Insecta; Hemiptera; Aphididae
Source: the annotation of a GenBank genome assembly